CCUCGCCGCCGCCCCCGCUGGGAGCCCCGCGGUGUCUUCUUGCUGCGGGGAAAUCAGACCUGAAAUUGGAGCCGGGGAAGCCCUUCGUCUUCCUCGACCUCAGCCCGCUCAUGUGUCCUAGAUCGGAUGGACUAUAACAUUAAAAAGAUAGGUUAUCUUACCACUCGGCUCGUUUUAGGAUGAUGGGUUACAUUUUAACUUGCAGGGUGUGUGUAACAGACGGUUGAAACUGGGUUACCUCGCUCUGGGCUGUCAUCUGGUCACGUUGCCAUUGCUGAAGGGCGAGGCUUUAAAGCUCCUGGGUCAAUUCCUAAUUCUUGAACAGGUGCCCUUGUUCUGCUCCAGGCCCUUGACAAAGACCCAUCGUUGAGUGGGGCUCCACUGCGGUCAGUCUGUGCCAAUAUUUUAUAAGCGGAUUUUCAAGCUAUGUGAAGAUCCAUUUUCAGAAGGUUUAUUCCUCUGUGAUGGAGAAGUAUGAAAAAAUUGGGAAAAUUGGCGAAGGAUCGUAUGGAGUUGUUUUCAAAUGCAGAAACAGGGACACGGGUCAGAUCGUGGCCAUCAAGAGGUUUCUGGAAUCAGAAGAUGACCCUGUCAUAAAGAAAAUCGCCCUUCGAGAAAUCCGCAUGCUCAAGCAACUCAAGCAUCCCAACCUCGUCAACCUGAUCGAAGCUUUCCGGAGGAAGCGGAGGCUGCACCUGGUCUUUGAGUACUGCGACCACACGGUUCUGCAUGAGUUGGACAGACACCGGAGAGGGGUACCAGAACAUCUCGUGAAGAGCAUAACUUGGCAGACACUGCAAGCUGUAAAUUUUUGCCAUAAACACAAUUGCAUACAUAGAGACGUGAAGCCAGAAAACAUCCUCAUCACAAAACAUUCAGUGAUUAAGCUUUGUGACUUCGGAUUUGCUCGGCUUUUGACUGGACCAAGUGACUACUACACCGACUACGUGGCUACCAGGUGGUACCGCUCCCCAGAGCUGUUGGUCGGGGACACGCAGUAUGGCCCCCCAGUAGAUGUUUGGGCAAUUGGCUGUGUCUUUGCUGAGCUGCUAUCAGGGCUGCCUCUGUGGCCAGGAAAAUCAGACGUGGAUCAGCUCUAUCUGAUCAGAAAAACCUUAGGAGAUCUCAUUCCUAGGCACCAGCAAGUAUUUAGCACCAAUCAGUACUUCAGUGGGGUGAAAAUCCCAGACCCUGAAGAUAUGGAACCACUUGAAUUAAAAUUUCCAAACAUCUCUUAUCCUGCCCUGGGGCUCUUGAAGGGCUGUCUUCACAUGAAUCCUGCUGAGAGACUGACGUGUGAACAGCUGUUGCAGCACCCAUAUUUUGACAGCAUCAGAGAAAUAGGGGAUUUGGCAAAAGAUCACGACAAACCAACAAAGAAGACUCUGAGACAGAACCGAAAGCACCUUCCUGGGUUGCAGUACCUACCUCAGCUGACUAGCAGCAGCAUCCUUCCAGCAUUGGAUAGUAAGAGGUACUAUUAUAAUACCAAGAAACUGAACUACCAUUUCCCAAACAUUUAAGGGCUUAGAGAUUGAUGAUAAGAAAAGAACUGAUCGUAACUCCAAGAAAAUAAAACAUACAUUUGAUUGAAAACCAUCACAAUUUUGAGAAAACAUAAGUAACUAACUGGGGGAGACCGCUUGUCAAGAUCUGAAGGGAAAUUCCAGAAGCAGUCUUCCAUGCUCGAUGAUGGUAUCCAGAACAAAAAGGAAAAACUCGUUUGGAUUUCCACUUGUGUUUUUGUAUCUAAGUAGCUGAACUUACGGACAGAUAUAUAAAUGGUAUCCACUGCCCAUUCCUCUGGCAAAAUUAGACAAGUAAAAGAGAUUUAUGCCUCAAUUUACCAUAUGCAACAAGUUAAAAAUGGAUUACAAAACACCCAUAUGUAUUUCCUUGGAUCUCUGUUGCCUUGAGUCUUAUCUCCUACCUUUUCAGAUUGUUUCAACAUCAUAUUUAAGGCGAGUUUUAGUUCUUGAAAUCAAAAUAUUUAAAAUUCCAUUUCAUGCUUGCUCUAUCUCUUGGUUUUUACAUUUUAAAACAUUUUUUGGAACAUUUAAGUUGUUCAAAAUAUUUAAAAUCAUGGAUCAUUGUAAAAAGACUUAGAUGCUUAUAUACUUAAUGAUAUGUUUAUAGACAUUUCUCACAUAUACUUUUGUCUUUACCUUUAGUAAAGGCUGCAUCUUAGUCACUUUUUCAGGCAAGAUAGAUUUACUGUACUCCAUCUACAUUUGUUCACUCAAUUCUCCUUGCGAACAAUGGCAUGAAGAUUGGCAGCUGACCAAGGUGAUCAAGGGUAGAACAAAACUUACAGGCUUAGCAGGAACUGAGCGUGCCAGCCUAAAAGUAUUUAGAACUUCAUUCUCUCCAGCUCAGCCUCAGACUUCAAGACAGAUCUACAGGCAGGACUGUAGUGAUCUGGGUUUUGGAAGAAAUUGCUUGUGAGCUUUUACUUGGGUCAUGAAAGACAUUAGGUUGUAAACUGAUGUUUUCCCUGAAAUAUCAUGUGUGUGUUGGGAGGGGGGCAAAAGUUGUUUGUAUGGAAAGUAAUACAAUAAUAAGUCAUAAUAUA
This is a messenger RNA of Miniopterus natalensis, 2572 nucleotides long. NCBI's taxonomy places the organism in Eukaryota, Metazoa, Chordata, Mammalia, Chiroptera, Miniopteridae. The record is from RefSeq and is a predicted model, not a curated record.